UCGACUCUGAUCGCUUCCGCAAACCGCGUGAACGGAUCAGGUCACCAGCUAUCCCUUCGAGUUCGUGAACAUUGUGCGUGUGCUGUGAGUGUGUAAAGGCGCCCAAAAGUAGCCGCAGUUUACCCCUUGAAGAGAGCCCGUGCAAGUGACCGAGCCAAGUGUGCCUUGUUUCCAACCAUGUUCCGAUUCGUUCUCCUAUCAACGUUGCUGGUCGCCGCGACGGCCCAGUACAACGGAGGCUACCACCGUGACCCGAAGACGGCCGCCAUUCUGAGCGAGCAGCGGUAUCUGUCUGGGGAUGGCAAGUUCGGGGCUGCCUACACGCAGGAGGAUGGCACCGACUUCAAGGAGGAAACGGACGCUGACGGUAACCGACGCGGCUCGUACAGCUACGUCGACCCAACUGGCCAACGACGCACUAUCUCGUACGUCGCCGGCAAGAAUGGGUUCCAGGCCUCUGGCGACCAUCUGCCAGUAGCCCCGCCAGCCCCCCCACAACCCGCCCCACAGCCGCAGUACCAGCCUCAGCCGCAGUACCAGCCUCAGCCGCAGUACAACUCAGGCCGUAGCUACGACGAUGACGGUCAGUACGAUCCUCGCUGGAACGACCCCAACUUCAGCCAGAACCAGUACUCUGCCCCGGCACCUGCUCCAGCACCCGCCCCGGUCCACAACUACCAUGCUGCCCCGGCUCCAGUUGCCCCCGCGCCCCAGUACAACCCUCAGCCCCACUACGCCCAGCCAGCUCCUCAGCCUGCUCCGGCCUGGACUACGACGCCCGCGCCGCAUCGUUUCCAGCCUCCGGGCAAGCUGCAGCUGAACCGAACCCCCGAUGGCUACAGCUACACCUUCAACAAGGUCUAAAGGUCCUAGCCCCUCCCCCCGCCUUUCCCCACAACAACACCCACCCUUAGCCUCCUGGUCCCUCACGUCCAGCUUGUUCCCUUGUUCCGGUAGCGGGUGCGUUAGUUAGCCGUUAGUAAGCGUUACGUUGCCUGUUUGUGAUAUGUAAGCGUUGUGUAAGAUGUAGAUGUCCUCCCUACUCCACCCGCCACUUCCCGUUUCCUGUCCCCGGCCCACCACCCCGCCACCCCGGCACCGGGAAGCAGCGACGCAUUUCCCGACGCACACACGUGACGUGCUACACCGGCAGAGCAUUGGAGGCCGACCCGUGUGCGGUGGUUCCGCGGUGUGAUCGAGUUGAUAGAGAGAGAGAGAAAGAGAGAGAAGGAUGCAAAAAGAAAAAAAAAACAAACAUACAAAAAUAUCUGAUCUAAAAUUUCGCGAAAUAGAAA
Molecule: messenger RNA, 1295 nt
Organism: Anopheles nili
Lineage: Eukaryota; Metazoa; Arthropoda; Insecta; Diptera; Culicidae
Gene: Cpr100A
Product: larval cuticle protein 1
Exons: 3
Coding region: 178-864 (228 amino acids)
Cellular component (GO): chitin-based extracellular matrix
Molecular function (GO): structural constituent of chitin-based larval cuticle
Source: RefSeq, a predicted model, not a curated record